CAUGUACAAAAUGCAGUAAAGAAAGUCUGAUUCGACUUCCACUUACAGCGUACCGCAAAAGGCGAAUCCUUACUUCUUUGGGGCCUUGGUGCGCUUUGGGGCCUUGGUGCGCUUUGGUGCUUUGGUUUUCUUGGGGGUUGGGGUUGGGGUUGUGGUUGUUUUGCACAUUGAUCCAACACUGUUCCAUGUGUCGCAAGCAGUGGAUCUGAUCCAGUCCAUUACCCCGCUGACGCGAGCGAAAACAGGAUUGGUACAAGUUUUACCAUGACGAAAGUUAUUCGCUCCAAACGAAGUAACACCGACUUGAAUAUCAACAAAGGAUCCGUCGCCCUGAUAGAUACGUUUCACAAGAGGACCACCCGAGUCACCGUGGCAAAUUGUUUGAUCCUUUUCAAGGUCGUAGUGAGUACAUAGCAUCGUCUUUGGAUCGAUCUGUUGUUUGACUUCUGAAGAAGUUCCAUCUCGAGCCCAGGCCUCAAACUCUUCACGAUCUUCAAUCCCUUCCGCAAGCUUUUGUAAUACUAUUUCUCGAAGAUGAAGCGGAAUAUCCUCACGCUCUUUGAGCCCUUCGGGGCCAAGAUCGAAUAGAAACAUCGCAUUAUCAAUUUCGUUUUCAAUCCGAUAUUCUAUGCAUUGUUCAGUACUAAGUGAUGUAAGAGUAACAUUUUGCAAAACUUCAGGUGUAUUACCGUCCUGGUCCGAUGAACCCAGUCCACAUGCAAGAAGCUUCGUCUCAGGUGCUGGAAAGGAUGAAUCACUAUUCAUUUCCAACUUGACAUACGACUCAUCGAUGAUGGCAGUUUCGUUGAGCUUACAGAGAGCAUAAUCAUGCAAAGCAUAGCCAUACGAAGCAAAUGGAAUGACACCAGAAUAAUCUGGGUGGCUAAUCCAUGUUUCGCAGGUUCGAACUGAUAUCUCUUCUUCACUUAACGGUGAAAAAAAAACGCGGAAAUCAUACCCUGGAUCAGGUUGGCAGUGCGAUGCGCUGAGAACCACAUCGGGCGCAAUGAGCGAGCCACCACAAAUGAUGUGCUGUAACUUUUCACCAAUUUUUUUUGUCCCAACCACCAAGACAUAAUACGGAAACUCGCCUUCUCCGGCAUCCACUCCGUUGAUAACUUUUGGGGAGGCCCACACAGGGGACACCACGGUGGCUGUUAGCACAGCGAGAAACAGGGCAUUGGUUGUUUUCAUCUUUGCUGUUGUUUGUUUGUUUGUUUGUUUGAUCUGUUCCACUUGCUUGUUUGCUACAGUUAAGGGCUUGCUAAAUCGACAAUUGAAGAUAGCUAUCGAUUGAUACCAAGUACAGUGUAAAAGAGUGAGUGGAAGUGCUUGAUUCCCAUGGUCGGUUGCUCCCAACCGUGUUUUUUCGAUAGAAUGAAAAAGAACAGUUUGCUGAGCAGCCUGCUGGAGGGAAGUUUAGGUCAAGACCGUAGGACACAGUUCAAUUUUGAACGCGGAAUCAAAACCCUUCUAUUUUGACCAAAAUGGCAAGCCAAAAACUUUCCUUGAUCCACGAUUUUCUACAGGAUUUCCUACACAGCUUUGUACUAGGAUCCAUCCAAAAGACCAAUUCCAUCGGUGGCAUCUUGCAAGAUGCUGAACAGAUGCUGGCCUGCUGGCGUGCCGCUACCGGGGCUAGUACAAUUCCUACUUAGGCCUACUGCGGUAACGUACGGAAUGUUAACACUAACAUUCGGAAUGUUAGCGCUAACAUUCGGAACGUUAAAUUAACGUUCCGAACCUCUUAAUUAACGAAAGUUCAUUUGUUAUUUUACGCGUACGGUAGUAGCUGCUGUUCAGUACUUGAAGUAAGAGGACCUCCGUUCCGUCAAGCUUCUGCAAGACGGACGGACGGCACUCACGUGGAAGCACUCCAGUGCAGUUUUACUUCGUAUUGUAUUUGGUAGUAUUUCAAAACUUGCUACAGUACCGUACCGUACUACUCGUACUCGUACCGGUUUUUGUUUCGAGUGAGAAAAUGGGAAACCUUCAUACUAUACUAUUAGGUAAGAUACAUAUUUUCCAUAUUACAUUAACAUACCAUAGAGUUUGAAAUUUUUUCCACAGAAAGAUCGAAGAUUUUUGGAUCACGCUCGAUGCGUGUUUUCUGUUUUCUACUCCAUGCACUGAACCAAACACGCCGUAGUCGUACUACCCUACGUAGAAAACAAGCUGAGAGUGUUUGCGUCUACCAGGUACGUACGAGUACGGUACCGUACGUACUCGUACUUUCUCAUUCGUUUUCUCUGCAUCAGAACAAGAAAAAAGGAAAAGCUCGUACCGGUACCGCAUCAUCCCCGACGAAGACGAAAAUUACCGUCUGUUCAAAUAUGAAUUACUAUAUUGUUGUCGGUGAUCGGUGAUUUUUCGAUACGUUAGGAACACUACGACACAACCACCACGCCUUUCGUUCCCCACUUUGACCGGAACUUGUUAGCAGAAGAGACCGACUGCCACCAUGGCGCCGUUCCGACCGAUACCGGCGUCGGCAUUGCUGGUCUUGGCCUUGGCGAUCCGACACACGGGUACCCGACGCAUCUCCGCCGACGCCUUUGCUCCCAAGCAUUUGCACGGACGCGCGGACGGGUGCAUUUCGUCCAACCGGCACUCCCACCCGGUGCCGUCUCUUUCUGCCCACCGUUGCGGGACCGAGCCGAGCACAAAAAGCGCGAAUCCGGAUGGAAACAACGCCACCCCGAGUUCGAUUCGACGGCAAAUGCUGCGGGCCAUGCUGGCGGCUUCGGCGGGAUCCACCCUCGGCGCCCCGCCCGCGACCGCUGCCGCUCCAGCACUCGAAGCAGCUCCGUCGCCCCCGGCGGGUUUUCCCGAUUGGUCCGGGAUAAAGGUGGUGGUCCCCCCUUCCGACGAUCGCGAUUACCGGGUGAAGGUCCUUUCCAACGGGCUGCGGGUGGUCCUGUGCUCCGACCCCUCCUCGAACGAGGCGGGGGCGGCGAUGGACGUCCACGUCGGUGCGUGUUCCGAUCCCCUCGAAAUCCCCGGGCUCGCUCACUUCAAUGAGCACAUGCUGUUCCUGGGUACCAAGGAGUAUCCCAACGAGAAUUCCUUCGAAGAAUUCCUCUCUGCCAACGGCGGUUCCUCCAACGCCUACACGGCCUCGGAAAACACGUGCUACUACUUCACGCUCCAGGCGGAGGUCGACCAAACGCUGACGGAGGGGCUCAAGCGCUUCGGCUCGUUCUUCACAUCCCCCCUCUUCACCGCAGCGGCGACGGGGAGGGAGCUGAACGCCAUCGAGAGCGAAAACAACAAAAACCUGCAGACCGACAGUUUUCGGGUGUACCAGAUCAACAAGGAGCGGCAGAACCGGGACCAUCCGCACUCCAAGUUCUUUACCGGCAACAAGAAGACGCUGCUGGACGAUACCAAAAAGAAGGGCAUCGAUCUCCGGCAGUCGCUCAUCGAAUUCUACGAAACCCACUAUAGUGCCGACCAGAUGACCCUGGCCGUGGUCGGGCCCCAGUCGCUCGAUGCGCUCGGUCGAAUGGCGGAGGAGGCCUUCUCGGGCAUCCCGAACCGGAACGCGGGUGCCCCCGAAAAAGAGUGGAUGGGUGUCGUCCCGCCCUAUGAUCCAUCGAACAGCGUGAUCCCGUCCUUCGGGAACGUCGUCAAGAUCGUUCCGGUCCAGGAUCUGAGGCAGCUCAGCAUAUCGUGGCCGAUCACCUACAGAGACGAACAGGAACGCCAGGACGCUCUGCUGACGAAGCAGGGGCAGUACGUGGGGCACAUUUUGGGGCACGAGGGUCCCGGAUCGCUUCUUUCGUACCUCAAGGGCAAGGGAUGGGUCAACUCGUUGUCGGCCGGUGGCGGAGAAGAACUGUCGGACUUUGAGACCUUCGAUGUCACGGCCACGCUCACGAAAUCGGGGCUGGAGAAGGUCGACCAGGUGAUAGAAUCCAUUUAUUCCACCAUAGGCAUGGUCCGGAACCGAGCGGUGCCGAGCUACAUUUUCAACGAGGUCCUACAGCUGGAGGAACUCGGAUGGAGGUUCUCGUCCAAGGGCCCCGUAGGCAACUACGUCCAGUCGCUGUCGACGUCGCUCCAGGACUACCCCCCUUCGCUGUGCGUUGCCGGUCCGCGCAGGCUUGCGCUGCGCACACAGGAUGCCUCGUCGACAAAGCUCCUGGCGUCCAACGCGGCCAGGGUCUCCUUCGGGUCGGAGGCGGAGCUCGAUGUCACCAAGAAACUCGCUUCGGACUUUGUCGACAACCUCGCGGUGGACAAUGCCAUGUACACGAUCAUUUCGAAAUCGUACAAGGGGCAAACCAACCAAAAGGAAAAGUGGUACGGAACCGAUUACAGGGUGGACCCCGUCGCGCUCUCAACCACGCUCCAAUGGAAAAACCCCACCAGCGUCGACGGUCUCGGGAUCACCUUUCCGAGGAAAAACGUUUUCAUCCCGUCGGAGAAGGGCCUGAAAGUCAGAUUGCCCCCUAAAGCGAACGCGGCAAAGGCACCCCGGACCUUCGAGGACCGAAUGGAGCCCGUGCCCCCACCCACAGUCAUCCGCGACGAUGGACCCAACGGUCGCUGGACGGUGUACUACAAGCCCGACGAUAGGUUCGGCCAGCCCAAGGCCUUUGUCAUCUUCGAGCUUCUUACCAAGGAGGUCUAUUCGUCGGCCAAGGCCGCGGCCCUCUCCAGCAUGUACGAGGUCUGUGUUUCGGACCACCUCACUGAAUACGCCUACGACGCGGGGCUCGCCGGCCUCACCUACGACGUGCGGGUGAUUCCGCGGGGGGUCCGUCUCACUUUUGGUGGAUACAACGACAAGCUGGAGGAUUUCGCCAAGUACGUUUCGAAACAGAUCACGGCCGACAUGAAGAACAUACUGCCCAAGGACGAGGCCGAGUUUGAUCGCUACAAGGAUCUCCAGAUCCGGAGUUUCGAAGUAAGUAUGCGAUACGAUGCACAAUCGCAUCAUUGAAACUGGCACGAAUUCCACUGUUUUAUUCGUUUGACGGGUGACCCAUCUCACAAUGUUCUUUCCCAUCGAUCCAUGCUAUUUCAUCCAACAAUUCAAUACUUUCCUAGGGAUUCAAUGCAAAACAGGUACGGCAUUUACCCGAGUUCUUUUCUUGACCUAGAUGUGAUCUCGUAUUCUGCUGUGUUCACUUUUUCUUACGAUUGCUUUGUCUAUCCCACAUUGGUGAAUCUUGGUUUUCAGCCCUAUGCACACUGUUCUUACUAUACAACGCUGUUGAUGAAGCCUUCCGGUUUUGAAUACGAUAACCAGGAACUACUGGCCGCAACAGAUGAAUUGACCCUAUCAGACCUCAAGUCCUACGUCAGUUCAGUUUGGUCUUCCGGAAAGGGACUAGCUCUGGUUCAAGGGAACCUCGACGAAAAACAGGCACAAGCACUGGUUUCAUCCAUCGACAAGACACUCGGAUUCAAACCAAUUUCUGUCGAGGAAUAUCCACCCGAGUUGGCGCCGCUGCCGCUGCCAGAAAGUUUUUCGAGCACAAAGGGGACUCGGUUGGUAAUUUCAGGUAAGCCAUGGGUCGAAUUGAACUCAUAUUUGUCAUAGCUCUAUCAGCAACUGUUCCUUACCAUCUUUGUUGCAAUUACACAACGGAAUGGAUGACUUUCGGAUCCGCCAGAACCCAACGCCGAGAACGGAAAUGCCGCGUCGUACGUUUCCAUUCAGGGACUCUCGGAAACACCGAAAGAACACGUGCUGAUGGAACUCGUCGGUGCUAUCGUCGGGGAACGAUUCUAUGACGAGCUCCGUACCCGUCAGCAGCUCGGAUACAUCGUCUCGUCUGGUGUCCGAGCGUUAGGAAAGACGAAAUCGCUGGGCUUCAUCGUACAAUCGAGCUCGGCGAAGAACGAAAAGCUGACGAACGAAAUCCUCAAGUACCUGGACAACAUCCGCCCUGCGUACCUUGACAAGUUAAACGAAGGUGAUUUCGCCGUGUACGUGAAGUCGCUGAUCGAUCGAAAAACCGAGCCCGACAAGCAGCUCGCUACGGAAACCACUAGGAACUGGGCCGAGAUCUCGAGCGGGCGAAUGCAGUUCGAUCGGCCACAGAAGGAAGUGGCUGCGCUCCUGGACCUUACGAAGGACGAUCUGUUGGAAUUCUGGGACAGGGUAUACGUAAAUGAUGGACGCCGCGUCUUGAUCACGGAAAUGGUCCCUCAGGUUGGUCCUUCUGCCGUUGCCAAACCACCAGUCUCGACAGGGUACACAGCUUCGAAGGACACGAAAACUGGUGUCGUCCUGGGCGUCGGCGACAUUGCCAGCUAUCGCAGUGACCGUUCUAAGCUUCUUUCGUAAAACGGAUUCAGGAAUCGUCUCCUCAUUUUAGUAAACUAAUUGUUUUCUC
Messenger RNA from Pseudo-nitzschia multistriata, 6350 nucleotides. Lineage: Eukaryota; Bacillariophyta; Bacillariophyceae; Bacillariales; Bacillariaceae. The record is from the annotation of a GenBank genome assembly.